AUGAACCGGCACAAUAUACCUCGUCCAUCUGCAUAUCAGUACAAGAAAAUUGUCCAGAAGGCUGUGCACAGUUUGAAGUUCCGUCGCCGUAUGGUUUGUCAAAGUUACUGCAGGACUGGAUUUUGCUCUGCGCAGCAGUGCUCUUACUCUCAUGAUGAAAAUUAUCUACGUAUCUGCCCAAGGUUUUUACAACAAAGCUGUUCUCUGGGAAGCGAGUCUUGUCCACUUGCUCAUGUGUUAGAUCCGUGUAGACUGCCACAAUGUACUUACUAUGAAUCCGGAAAGUGUGGACGUCUUCACUGUCCUUAUUUGCAUGUCGCUUGUGUAUUAAGCGCCAUAUAUGGGUGCAAAAAGUCAUUUUUGAACAAGUCUGGUCAUCAGAAAUUAUCCAAAUUAACAACUGUUUCUAAAAACGCCUGUAGAACUUUAAUUACUAAACUAGAAGAUACUUGUGAUCAUAAUGAUUUUGGUCCUGUUGCUGCUCCAGCUGGUUCACUACGCAACGUAUAUCCUCCUCCGGAAUUCAUUCCUCUGAUCUCAGACAAUGACGAUUCCAUGACAGGUGGAGAUGCGGAUUGUUCCUGA
Molecule: messenger RNA, 585 nt
Organism: Schistosoma mattheei
Lineage: Eukaryota; Metazoa; Platyhelminthes; Trematoda; Strigeidida; Schistosomatidae
Source: the annotation of a GenBank genome assembly